UAGAGUAUUGAUUUAUAGACAAAUUUAUAUAAAAAAAUGGAUGCAAAUGGAUAUGAAACUUUUGAAUAUCUUCAACCAAACAAUGUAGAAAACACUGACCAACUAUUUAUUCUUCAGAAUGAUGGGACAUUUCUUGCAAUGAAUAGACCGGUCGAAUAUGUAACACAAGUACAAAAUGUAGAAAAUGUGUUAGAAGAAGUGCAACCUGUAUAUGAUGUUGCACCUCAACAAUUUUAUGUUGAUGUAAACAAUUCAAAUGAGUUAAUUUCAGUACCAGAUGAAUUUAUCUUACCCACAGAAUCAAAUAGCAUGUAUAGUAAUAAUUAUUUGCUUCAACAACCUUCUAAUUCUUCUGAAGUUCAGACGCAACAAACUGUUGGCCAAAUAGCAGAAAGUGUUGUUGAACAGAUGAUUCUGCCUGAUAUGAAUGUUCCUAUGGGUGUAAAUAUUAAUGAAAAUUUAGAGACCAAUGCUAUACAAAAUAAUGGAUGUACCGAGAUCACAAUAACUGAUGAACAAUAUAAAAUACUAGAACAAAAAGGAUGGAUCCUAUUAGAUACUAAUGAUAAAGUUUAUUUAAUAGAUACAUUGGGUUUGCAUGACAUAAGUAAUGAUACUCAGUUAAUUCAAAAAUUGAGAGCACAAAUGGUCAGUGGAGAACCUAGCUACAGUGAACCAUUUACAAGUAAUCAAUUACCAGCUAAAAUGGUAUUAAAUGAAGGUAUCCCAAAUAAUGUAAAUGCUGAGCAAGCAACUAUCCCAUAUGUGACAGAGAACAGCGAACAAAUUGAAUUGCAAGCAAUGGAUAUUCAGUCCUAUCAAACAAUUGAUGAACCAGAGGCCCUACCAAUUUCUGAUAAAAAAGUUCCGGAUUUGAUGCCCCUAGAAACAGAAUUUCUUGAGAACACUAUUAAUGAACUGGCAGAGAAAUAUGAGAAAAGUGAUCCAAGGAUCAAUAGUAACACAAUAAAAAUUAAAACCAAAUUUUCGUUGGAAGAAAUACCUGAAGAAAUUAUUAUAGGUAAAACAGUAAAUGGUAAAAGGUUGGUCGCGAGAAUUGCUAAGCCAAAAGAACCUGAACCACCAAUAGAACAAACUACUCCAGAGGACAUAUCAAAGAAAUGCAAGCCUAAAACUUACCCAACGGUAAGUGCAUUCCACCAAAAAAUAGAAAAGAUAAUUCAACAAGCAGUUAGAGGUAACAUUAAACCGUUGAGCGAAGAAGAAGUAUUUGCAAAUGUGGAUAAAGUUAUCCAACAAUUGUUACGGGUGCCGGCGUUCAAACCCGCGGUUAUAGAAAGGAAAUUAAUUUUGACCAAGAUUAUACUUACAGAAAAUAAAGAUCAAACCUCUACUGAAGAAAGUGAUCCAAUGAUUAUUACAGGAAAAGUAGUUCAACAGGAUGAGAAAAAGUGGGGUUUCCAAUACAUACCAGAUAUGCUAGAAAAGAUAAAAGAAAUGAAAGAGGAUGAGAAGGACAAAGAGACCAAAAGGCUGCACGAAGGUGGCGAUGUUGACGUCACAUUCCUACAAAUUCACGUGCAAGAAGUGAACAGCCCAGAUGGCCUAGCACGCAUGUCUAUUACAUUGAAUAAACGAGUCAUUCUUCUAAAGUCUAAAAAGUUAACUGAACUACAAGAGAGACAAAUACCAUCCCCAAAACUCAAACCAGUGUUCGCGUGUACGGCGUGCGCGGCCGUGUUUAAGAGAAAAGCGCAAUUAAAAUGUCACUUACAGGUUCACAAAAUGGACUUCGAUUUUGAUUCUCUUCUCACAAUUCAUUCUAAAAAUACCAACAACCCUUAUAAAGUUGUAGAGUUGGGUCAUAGAAAGGAAUUUGUAUGUAAUGAAUGUCACCAUAAAACAUCAAGAGUCAGCAUGAUGCUCAGACAUAUUAGAUCACACUUCAAAAUGUCUGACGAGGACACAGAUGAAGAAGAAUCAAAUGACAGUGAACAAACAACAGAUGGACGAUAUAAAUGCAAGAUGUGUUCUUCUAUAUUUUUGUAUGCGGGUUCACUUUCAAAACAUCUUUUAAGAAAGCAUAUCAAAGUUGGAUAAAAGAUUUUUCUUUUUUUCAUAGUAUAAAUGAGCUGUAUAAGUAACUAAUAUACUUAGGAUAUAAUACAAAUUAUAUGUUUGAAUGAAUUGACGAUGAAUGUACCUAUUGUAUGGAUCUCAAUGUUGUUGUUAAUAAAAUAUACAAUUUAUUUAUUGAAUAAAGAAUGAAAUUUUACAAAACACAA
This is a messenger RNA of Colias croceus (clouded yellow), 2246 nucleotides long. RefSeq lists its product as uncharacterized. The record is from RefSeq and is a predicted model, not a curated record. Gene Ontology annotation, cellular component: nucleus. NCBI's taxonomy places the organism in Eukaryota, Metazoa, Arthropoda, Insecta, Lepidoptera, Pieridae. Gene Ontology annotation, biological process: regulation of gene expression. The transcript has 15 exons. Bases 37 to 2061 code for a protein of 674 amino acids.